UGUGCUUUGAGCUGUGCAGUGACGGCUCUCACUCAUCGAGGAGGAGGAAUUGUACCGACUGCUAUCAAGGACACAAUGAACAACUCUUCUUGCAUCAGCUUUGACUUUACAGGAAAAUUCCUGCCACCUGUCUACAUUUUAGUUUUCAUCACUGGCAUGGUGGCUAACGGACUGGGAUUGAGGUCAGUGCUGCAGAAAUGGGAGAAACUGGGGAAUGUCUCUGUCUUUGUUUUCAGCCUUGGACUUGCAGACAUUUUGUAUUUGCUCACACUCCCUUUUCUGAUGGUGUACUACUUCAAGGAUGAUCAAUGGAUCUUUGGAGAAGCCUUUUGCAAGACAACAAGAUUCUUCUUCAACCUGAAUUUAUACGGCAGCAUUGGAUUCCUCACCUGUAUAAGUGUGUACAGGUACUUGGCUAUUGUCCAUCCAAUGAGGAUGAUGGGGAGAAUAACUGUGACUCAUUCUGUGGCUAUCUCAGUCAUGGUCUGGCUGUUGGUGAGUGCUCAAAGUCUUCCAGACAUGUUCUUCCCCAAAUCACCCACAAACAAUACUAAGAGGUGCUUUGAUACAACCUCUGAUGAAUACGUUGGAGAUUACCUGAAAUACAGCUUGGGAUGGACACUCACUGGUUUUUGCAUCCCCCUGUUCAUCACCCUCAGCUGCUAUGGACAUAUGAUUGCUGUUCUCUGCCGCAAUGAUAACAUUGAUGAAGUACUGAAACAAAGAAGCUUAAAGUUGUUAUUCAUCUUGAUUCUUCUGUUCUCUGUUUGUUACAUCCCCUAUCAUAUAUUAAAAAAUCUCAACCUCUUGUCAAGACUAAGCGUAAUCAAGGGGACAUGUCAUAAAUGGUCUAAUGGAGUCUAUAUUGGUCAUCAGAUAAGCCGUGGCCUUGUGUGUCUGAACAGUGCGCUCAAUCCUCUAGUUUACCUGCAUGUAAGUGAAGAUAUUUGUUCUCAGCUCAGACAGCUACUCCAACAAGCUCGCCAAGCUAUCAGUAGUCUGUACAGCUCUAACCAAACUUCAGUCACGGAUACUUGAAAUGUGCCGAUGAACAUGAUGAGUACGCAUCAUCUGAGACUUGUGUAAGAAACACAAAACAUGGUACUUUUUACUUUCUGGAAAAUGCUUGAAAGACGAGUCAUUGCAUUUGUGAUGUAGUAGCAUGGUGCCGUGCAUGGGAGGUUUGCAGCUGGAAUGUGUGAAAAAAAACAGGAUAUGAUACUGCAUGCUUUACUGCUGAUAGAAGGUUAAUGUUAACAGCAUGUCACAUGUAUGUACACAUGCUGAAAGUAAAGGUCAGUUUUGAUUAUGCUGUAUUUAUUGUAUAUCUAUACUUUGAGCAUUUGAAUUCAAGCCUCCUCGUUCUUGUUCUGCUGUCUAACUAUAAUUAAAGAUUUUGUCUUUCAAAUUUCCCUUAUUUUUGAUAGUAAGGGCAUAGUGGAUGCUUUUUUUUUGUCUUUUUAUUUAUUUUUCAGUAACAUAAACAGCUUUGUCUAGAUCUCAUUUUUGUUUUU
This is a messenger RNA of Oreochromis aureus, 1514 nucleotides long. RefSeq names its product P2Y purinoceptor 1-like. The transcript has a single exon. The record is from RefSeq and is a predicted model, not a curated record. Gene Ontology annotation, molecular function: neuropeptide receptor activity. NCBI's taxonomy places the organism in Eukaryota, Metazoa, Chordata, Actinopteri, Cichliformes, Cichlidae. The coding region runs from base 76 to 1038 and encodes 320 amino acids. Gene Ontology annotation, biological process: G protein-coupled receptor signaling pathway. Gene Ontology annotation, cellular component: membrane.